Branchiostoma floridae (Florida lancelet) is the source of this 1746-nucleotide messenger RNA. Its product is annotated as plasminogen-like. Gene Ontology annotation, molecular function: signaling receptor binding; endopeptidase activity. The record is from RefSeq and is a predicted model, not a curated record. Lineage: Eukaryota; Metazoa; Chordata; Leptocardii; Amphioxiformes; Branchiostomatidae. The coding region runs from base 1 to 1746 and encodes 581 amino acids. The transcript has 10 exons.
AUGGACACCAAACGUCGCUUUGGACAAUGGGCCAUCAGUCUGGUGGCAACCGUUAUAGCCGUCUAUGUGGUGAAAGCGAACCCAUCCCUUUCACCUACAGACUGCCAGAUAGGGAAUGGAGCAUCUUACCGAGGAACAGUCUCUGUGACGAGAACAGGCAAGACGUGUCAACACUGGGACAGUCAGACACCGCACGAACACGUCGUCACACCCGCUAAUAAUCCGGCAUCCGGACUGGAGCAGAACUACUGCCGGAAUCCGGAUGGAGACCCUUCCGGAGUUUGGUGCAUCACCACGGAUUCGGAACGGCCAUGGGAUUAUUGUGACGUGCCAACAUGCUCCGGCCAUGGUGAACGCGAGGUUUGUUAUGAGGAUGAAUUCCAGUGCUUGAACGGUUCGUGCAUUCCUGAUAACUAUUGGUGUGAUGGGGAGGUGAACUGUCUCCAAGGAGAGGAUGAGUCGAUCUGUGGGGCUGGGAGCUGCCAGCAGAGUGACCGUCAGUGUUUGAACGGUUGGUGCAUCCCUGAACACUAUUGGUGUGAUGGUCAGUAUAAUGAUUGCUUGCAAGGAGAGGACGAGUCGGACUGUGAAGCUGUAGGCUGCCAGGAGAGUGAACGGCAGUGUUUGGACGGUUGGUGCAUCCCUGAACACUAUUGGUGUAAUGGUUAUUCUAGCUGUUCACAAGGAGAGGACGAGUCGGACUGUGGGGCUGUGGGCUGCCAGGAGAGUGCUCACCAGUGUUUCGACGGUUCGUGCAUCCCUGAACACUAUUGGUGUAAUGGUCAUUCUGACUGUUCGCAAGGAGAGGACGAGUCGGACUGCCCGUGGUGGAUGGAGAGCUCCCCUGCUUGGGCCAUCGAUGCUACACCAACAUUAUCCCCCGAUACAUCUGGCCCAGAUAAAGUUCUCGACAGUGAUGUUGGUACUUUCUGGAACCCGAUCAGUCCAGGCCCAUGGUACAUCAUCUUUGACUUGUUGGUAGCCCAUACUCUCUCUAAAAUCCGCAUCACCAGCUACGGAAACAUGACCCACGACGUGACAGCAUUUGAGCUUCAAAUAUCAGCCAGUUCGGAUCCUUAUAACUGGAUUCACGUGAUUGAAUCCCCUUAUAACAUGCCUGUGGAUUUAGCACUUGGCGGCUUUAGUGCCACGAGUCGAUUCUGGCAACUGCUCAUCACUGCAACUGGUCCGGACAACCAACAGCCUUGGUUAGUCGAAGUGAGCUUUUUGGGAAUGGCAGCAGACUGCCUGACAGGAAAUGGAACAUCUUACCGAGGAAAUAUCUCUAUGACGGAAACAGGCAGAACGUGUCAACACUGGGACAGUCAGACACCGCACCAACAUGACGUCACAUCCGCUAAUUAUCCAGCAUCUGGAUUGGAGCAGAACUACUGCCGGAAUCCGGAUGGAGGCCCUUCCGGAGUUUGGUGUUUCACUAUUGAUCCGGAACAACAAUGGGGCUAUUGUGACGUGCCAGCGUGUUUCGCUGGGGGCUGUGUACGCCGGUGUUUGGACGGCUUGUGCAUUCCAGAAGACAAUUGGUGUGAUGGUUAUAUCCACUGUUGGUAUGGAGACGACGAGUCGGACUGUGGGGCUGUGGGCUGCCAGGAGAGUGAACGGCAGUGUUUGGAUGGUUCGUGCAUCCCUGAACACUAUUGGUGUGAUGGAGAGUAUACCGACUGUUCAGAAGGAGAGGACGAGUCGGACUGUUUGGGUGAGCUGCUAUCUUCGGCUUUAGGAAAAUAG